AUGUUUUGGGGAUUAAUAAUGGAGCCAAACAAACGGUACACUCAAGUGGUGGGUAAACCGUUCCAUAUAUCACAAGCAGCAAUGGAUAUUUCCACCGGUGACAAUGAUCCUUGCCAGGUCAUGGUUGUGGUUGACGGCAAGAACUUCCUUGUCUGCACCUUACAGAAGAACAGAUGCAUACAAGUCCCGCUUGAUCUUUACUUCAAAGCCGGAGACUCGCUUUCCUUCUUGACAAAUGGUAAAUGUAAUGUCCAUCUAACUGGAUACUUGGAUCCCGAGUUUGAAGAUGAGGAAUCGGAUGAGGAGGCUGAGGAAGAGGAAGUAGAAGACGAGGAGGCUCCUCAAGCUAAUAAACGGAAACUUGAGAACGGUACCGAGGGAGCCGUUAGCAAGAAGGCUAAGCCAGAUAAAAGAAUUGCCAAGAAAGAAGAGGUUGAUAGCUCGGACUCGGACGAUGAAGAAAAUGAAUUACAGAAGUUUCUGGAAGGAGAGGACAUAGAUACAGAUGAAAAUGAUGAAUCCUUCAAAGUUAACAGCUCACUUGACGUCAGUGAGGAAGAUGACGAUGAUGAUGACGAUGAAGAUGAUGAAGAUGAAGACGAAGAUGAUGAUGAGGAUGAUGAAAAGGAUGAUUCAUCCGAAAAAGCUGACACAACACUCGACACAAGCGUUGAUAGCAAAGUAGACCAGUCGAAACUUAGCAAGUCGGCUAGGAGACGUCUCAAGAAGAAAAUGACGGUGCAAAAAGAACCGCAAGUGGCCAAUGGUGUGGAAAAAGCAAAGAAAGCCAAGCCCGAACCGAAGGAAAACAAAGCGGAAAAGAAAAAAGAGGUGAAAAAGGAUGUUCAAGAAGGGGAAAAGAAAGAAAAAAAAUCUUUAAGUGGUGGAGUGUUUAUAGAAGACAUUAAAGUAGGCUCGGGACCAGUCGCUAAGCCAGGAAAAGUUGUUAUGGUUUAUUACGAGGGUAGAUUGAAACAGAACAACAAAAUGUUUGACAACUGCCAAAAGGGACCAGGAUUCAGAUUCAAGCUCGGAGCUAAGGAAGUGAUCUCGGGCUGGGAUGUUGGUGUCGCUGGUAUGAAAGUAGGAGGCAAGAGGAAGAUUGUAUGCCCACCACCUAUGGCGUACGGCGCCAAAGGUUCUCCGCCAACCAUCCCACCGAACUCCACAUUAGUCUUUGAAGUUGAAUUGAAGAAUGUUAAGUAA
This is a messenger RNA of Danaus chrysippus (African queen), 1206 nucleotides long. The record is from the annotation of a GenBank genome assembly. Lineage: Eukaryota; Metazoa; Arthropoda; Insecta; Lepidoptera; Nymphalidae.